AUGUAAAUAUUUGCAUGGAUUAUUGGAGCAUUCAUAAUAUUGAUAGCUAUUUUAGUUGGCUAUAGACUAAUAUAUUUAAUAAAAAGAGGAGAUAUAUAAAAAUAAGAAUAUUAAUAAAAUAAAAUAACUCAUUGGUAUUACUAAAAUUUCUAAUCGCAUACAACUUCAAUAGAUGAACGCAUUUUAAAAUCAUAAUCUAAUGAUAAAUUAGAACAACAAUUUAAUUCUUAAUACCCAUCAAAUAAUUUCUAAUAGAACAAUUCAGUCAAUUCUGAAUAUUAUAACAUACCUGAGGAAGAUCAUAAAAAUUAAAGCAAUAAUAUUCCAUAACAAAAAUAUCACUGUAAUACUCAAAAAAGUUAUCGAACAUUUAGAGAAGCUGACAGAAAUGAUAAAAAAGAAAUAGAUUAUUUGAGUUCUAGGGUUUAAAGUAGGACUAAAAGUUAAAAAUUUUAAAAGAUUUCUAAUCAUAAUAAGGUAUAAAACAGCUAGAUAUUUAUAAACUAAAAUAAUUAUGUUCAAUGUUAAAAGGAGAUGGAGCCUUUAAUUUCAAAUAGAAGUCAAAAUCAAAAACUUAUAAGCAAUAAUAGUUAAAAUAAUUCUAAUGAAAAUAAGAAUGAUCACACUAUUAUUAAUAUUUUUUAAGAUAAAAACUAAGAUAAUGAUAGUUAAUAAUAUGAAAAUUAAUAGGAUAAAGAUGAAAAAAAGAAUGAACAUUCCAUUAUCCAUAUUUUUCUAGAAAACUAUUAAGAUGAUGAUAAUUAAUAAUAUGAAGAUUAGUAAGAUAAAAAUGAUAAAUUUGCUAACUCAAAUUAAAGAGAAAGUUAUAAAUCUAAGAUUGAAUAUAAAACAAGCAAUUUAUAAGAUCUAGAAUAAAAAUUUGAUAAAAAUAAUUAAGAUUUAUUGAAUGAAUAACCAUCAAUUAAUUAGAAUAAUGAAUUGGCUAUAUCAUUCAAUUAAUUUAUUUAAAAUUAAAAUUAAAAUUUGCUAAUAUCGAAUGAAAUUGAAACAAUAGAAAAGAAUAAUGAAGAAAUAGAUAAUUAAAGUAAAUUAUAGUCAUAAUUAUUUGAUUUGCCAUCUGCUGAUAAUAGGGAUUAGUAGAUUUAUAAAUACAUAAGAGUAAAUAAGAAUAAAAUUAUGUAUGUUAAUGAUAAAGAUAAUUAUUAUACUGGUGUUGCAUUCUUUUAUUAAGUAUAAUAUGAUAAGGAUAAUAAUCCAAAGUUUGAAAUUUAUGAAGGAUCAUUUAAUAAAGGAAAGAAAUCAGGAAAAGGAAUAUUAUAUGGAGGAAAAUCUAAGUUUAUUAAUUAUGAAGGAGAAUGGAAAGAUGACUAAUAAAAAAAAGAUUAAAAAGAAUAAUAAAAUGAAGUUAAAAUAGACAUAUAAUAAACAGAAGUUCCAAAGAAAAAAAAAAUAUUAAUUUAUGAAGAUGGUGAAUUAGUUUAAAAUGAUAAAAAUUAAAACUAAAAUUAAAAUUUAACAACUUUUGUUUAAUAACCUUUAUGGAUUAAGUAUAAUUAAUAGUAUUCUAUUAAAGAUAUGGAUAUUUUAAAAAGUGAGACAAGUUGGUUUACAAGCUCAAUAAUAGAUGGAUUAGUAUAAUACUUAAAUAUUUAGUAAGAAAAUUAUUUAAAAAACUUUUUUAAGAAAAAUACAAAAAGAUAUUUGUUUUGUCCUAGUUAUCUUUACACUAAUAUGUCAAAAGAUAGGAUAGAAAAUAAUUUAAUUACAUACUAAAAUUAUAUAUUAGAAUAUCAACCAAUAAAUUUCAAUCUGAAACCUUUAUUUUCAAGAAUUUAUUUUGCUAUUAAUAAAAACAAUACCCACUUCUUCUUAAUAUAUGUAGAUUUACCCUCAAAAUCUUUAAAUAUUGUAGAUUCUAUAAGCAAGGUAGAAAGUUUUUAUUAAACUGAAAUUGAAAUCUUUUAAAAUCUAUUUUAAUAAUAAAUCACUUCUAUAGAAUUAAUAUCAUGUAUCUAAUAAAGAAAUGGUUAUGAUUGUGGACCAUAUACUUGUCUUAAUAUGUAUAAAGAUUUUUAUGAUUUGAUUCAAAAUGUUUGUCCUUAAAAAUAAGAAAUAUAAAUUAAUAAUCCAUAAUAAAUGAGAAAAUUUUUAUUUGAUAUUUUACAAAAUCAAGAUAAUAAAUGA
Paramecium pentaurelia is the source of this 2145-nucleotide messenger RNA. Lineage: Eukaryota; Ciliophora; Oligohymenophorea; Peniculida; Parameciidae. The record is from the annotation of a GenBank genome assembly.